This is a messenger RNA of Cyphellophora europaea CBS 101466, 783 nucleotides long. RefSeq lists its product as uncharacterized. NCBI's taxonomy places the organism in Eukaryota, Fungi, Ascomycota, Eurotiomycetes, Chaetothyriales, Cyphellophoraceae. Bases 1 to 783 code for a protein of 260 amino acids. The transcript has a single exon. Gene Ontology annotation, cellular component: nucleus; cytoplasm. The record is from RefSeq and is a predicted model, not a curated record.
AUGUCAGAGCCUCACAAUCCCCCACUCAACUACGAGCCCUCGCUCACCACGACGCAUCCCUCCACCUCGGCCACACUACCACCCGAAGUGUCUCAAUGCCUCCAGAAUGCUCGCUUCCUUCAUCUCGCCACUAUCUCGGGUACGCAGAGCUCGCUGCCCACUCCUCACGUCUCUCUCAUGAACUACACCUUCCUCCCCAGCUAUCGUGCCACGGGACCUGUCAUCAUCAUGACCACCAAUGCUCGCUCUCUAAAGACAGAAAACCUGGUGCAUAACCCGCGGGUAUCGCUACUUGUGCACGAUUGGGUCAGCCACCGACCACCUACCUCAGCCAGCGUUGCAGGGGAGCGAUCGGGCAGUCCACCUGCAGCUGCGACCCGCUCCAGCCUGGCCACUCUGCUGUUGAACAUGAAUACCAGUGCGCUGAGCAGCAUCUCGACUACAAUCGCGGGCGAGGCACGUUUUCUGGAACAGGGGAGUGAAGAGGAGCGGUGGUGUAAAGAGACCCAUCUCGCAAACAACACCUUUGGGGAUCAGGCAAAAGAGGAGGCCGGUAUGUUUGGUGCACCGCUCCCAGAUCCGCAAGGUCCGGCUAGUAGUGGAUACGGCGAGGGGGACGAUGUGAGAGUCGUUGUGGUGCCAGUGAGGGAAGGGCGCAUUGCGGACUGGAAGGGCGGCGUGAAGGACUGGAGAGUGGUACUGGAGGGGCCAAGGGUUGGGAAUGGUGCAGUAGUGGAUGAGCAGGAGAGAGGAAGGCCACUACCGAACGGAAUCUUGGGGUAG